CCCCGCCCCCCCGCCGCGCCGCGCCGCGCCGCGCCUCCCUCCGCCGCGCCUUCCCCCAUUCUCCCGGAUUAAUUAAGGAGGCAGCGGCAGGAGGCUGAGUCCUGGCCGCGGGCCGGGGCCGGGGCGCCGCUGGCAGGAGCGCUUGGGGAUCCUCCAAGGUGACCAUGGCCUUGUUGGGGAAGCGCUGCGACAUUCCCACCAACGGCUGUGGGCCCGACCGCUGGAGCUCCGCCUUCACCCGCAAAGACGAGAUCAUCACCAGCCUCGUGUCUGCCUUAGAUUCCAUGUGCUCGGCGCUCUCCAAGCUGAAUGCAGAGGUGGCCUGUGUUGCUGUGCACGAUGAGAGCGCCUUCGUGGUGGGCACCGAGAAGGGGAGGAUGUUCCUGAGCACACGGAAGGAGCUGCAAUCAGACUUCCUCAGGUUCUGCCGAGGGGCCCCAUGGAAGGAGCCGGAGGCAGAGCAUCCCAAGAAGGUGCCGCGGGGCGAGGGUGGCGGCCGGAACGUCCCUCGGUCUUCCCUGGAGCACGGCUCGGACGUGUACCUUCUGCGGAAGAUGGUAGAGGAGGUGUUUGAUGUUCUUUAUAGCGAGGCCCUGGGAAGGGCCAGCGUGGUGCCCCUGCCGUACGAGAGGCUGCUCAGGGAGCCGGGGCUGCUGGCCGUGCAGGGGCUGCCCGAGGGCCUGGCCUUCCGGAGGCCAGCCGACUACGACCCCAAGGCCCUCAUGGCCAUCCUGGAGCACAGCCACCGAAUCCGCUUCAAGCUCAAGAGGCCGCUUGAGGAUGGCGGGCGGGACUCAAAGGCCUUAGUGGAGCUGAACGGCGUCUCCCUGAUAGCCAAGGGGUCUCGGGACUGCGGCCUGCAUGGCCAGGCCCCCAAGGGGCCACCCCAGGACCUACCCCCCACCGCCACCACCUCCUCUGUGGCCAGCUUCCUGUACAGCAGCGCACUCCCUAACCACACCACGAGAGAGCUCAAGCAGGAGGCGCCCGCCUGCCCGCUUGCCCCCAGCGACCUGGGCCUUGGCCGGCCCGGGCCUGAGCCCAAGGCCUCUGGUGCCCAGGACUUCCCCGACUGCUGUGGACAGAAGCCCCCCGGGCCUGGUGGUCCUCUCAUCCAGAAUGUCCACGCCUCGAAGCGCAUCCUCUUCUCCAUCGUCCAUGACAAGUCAGAGAAGUGGGACGCCUUCAUAAAGGAAACCGAGGACAUCAACACGCUCCGGGAGUGCGUGCAGAUCCUGUUUAACAGCAGAUAUGCGGAAGCCCUGGGCCUGGACCACAUGGUCCCCGUCCCCUACAGGAAGAUUGCCUGCGACCCAGAGGCCGUGGAAAUUGUGGGCAUCCCCGACAAGAUCCCCUUCAAGCGCCCCUGCACGUAUGGGGUCCCCAAGCUGAAGCGGAUCCUGGAGGAGCGACAUAGCAUCCACUUCAUCAUUAAGAGGAUGUUCGAUGAGCGAAUUUUCACAGGGAACAAGUUUACCAAAGACCCCACAAAGCUGGAGCCUGCCAGCCCACCGGAGGACACUUCUACAGAGGUCUCCCGUGCCACUGUCCUCGACCUGCCUGGGACCGCUCGGUCAGACAAGAACGGUGUGUCUGAAGACUGUGGGCCAGGAACGUCAGGGGAGCUGAGUGGGCUGCGGCCCAUUAAAAUCGAACCAGAAGAUCUGGAUAUCAUUCAGGUCACUGUCCCAGACCCUUCGCCAACCUCGGAGGAAAUGACAGACUCAAUGCCUGGGCAUCUGCCCUCGGAAGAUUCUGGUUAUGGGAUGGAGAUGCUGACUGAGAAAGGCCCCAGCGAGGACCCCCGGCCUGAGGAGAGGCCCACAGAAGACAGCCACGGCGACGUGAUCCGGCCCCUGCGGAAGCAGGUGGAACUGCUCUUCAACACGCGAUACGCCAAGGCCAUUGGCAUCUCGGAGCCCGUCAAGGUGCCCUACUCCAAGUUCCUGAUGUACCCGGAGGAGCUGUUUGUGGUGGGGCUGCCUGAAGGCAUCUCCCUCCGCAGGCCCAACUGCUUCGGGAUCGCCAAGCUCCGGAAGAUCCUGGAAGCCAGCAACAGCAUCCAGUUUGUCAUCAAGAGACCCGAGCUGCUCACCGAGGGAGUCAAAGAGCCCAUCGCGGACAGCCAAGAGAGGGAUUCCGGGGACCCUCUUGUGGACGAGAGCCUGAAGAGACAGGGUUUUCAAGAAAACUACGACGCUCGACUCUCGCGCAUCGACAUCGCCAACACGCUGCGGGAGCAAGUCCAGGACCUGUUCAAUAAGAAAUACGGAGAAGCCCUGGGCAUCAAGUACCCGGUCCAGGUCCCCUACAAGCGGAUCAAGAGUAACCCCGGCUCGGUGAUCAUCGAGGGGCUCCCCCCGGGAAUCCCCUUCCGAAAGCCCUGCACCUUUGGCUCCCAGAACCUGGAGAGGAUUCUUGCAGUGGCUGACAAGAUCAAGUUCACGGUCACCAGGCCUUUUCAAGGACUCAUCCCAAAGCCUGAUGAAGAUGACGCCAACAGACUAGGGGAGAAGGUGAUCCUCCGCGAGCAGGUGAAGGAGCUCUUCAAUGAGAAAUACGGUGAGGCUCUGGGCCUGAACCGGCCUGUGCUGGUCCCUUACAAACUGAUCCGGGACAGCCCGGAUGCCGUCGAGGUCACGGGCCUGCCCGACGACAUCCCUUUCCGGAACCCCAACACAUACGACAUCCACCGGCUGGAGAAGAUCCUGAAGGCCCGAGAGCACGUCCGCAUGGUUAUCAUCAACCAGCUCCAACCGUUUGCAGAAAUCUGCAAUGACGCCAAGGUGCCAGCCAAAGACAGCAGCAUUCCCAAGCGCAAGAGAAAGCGGGUCUCCGAAGGGAACUCCUUCUCCUCCUCCUCCUCGUCUUCCUCCUCCUCGUCCUCUAACCCAGAGUCCGUGGCGUCUACCAACCAGCUCUCACUCGUGCAAUGGCCAAUGUACAUGGUGGACUAUGCCGGCCUGAACGUGCAGCUCCCGGGACCUCUGAAUUAUUAGACCUCAGUGCUGAAUCAGGACCUCACUCAGAAAGACUAAAGGAAAUGUAAUUUAUGUACAAAGUGUAUAUUCGGAUAUGUAUCGAUGCCUUUUAGUUUUUCCAAUGAUUUUUACACUAUAUUCCUGCCACCAAGGCCUUUUUAAAUAAGUAAAAAAAAAAAAAAAAAAAAGUACUGCCCUUGCUCAUAACUUCUGCGUAGUCUCCUUUGGAAUUAACAGCUGUCACUGAGGCGAGGUCAGGAAACCUGGCUCAGACAGCCUGCCAAGGUCCCCCCUUCCUUUGCCAAAGCAAAGGCGGUGUCCCUGACCGCUGGGCCGUGGUGUCUGGGGACUGACCUCACUCAUUUCUCUGCGUGACCUCCAGAUGACGUGUCCCGGGAGGCCAAGUGCCAGACUGAGCCCCUGGCCUCGGGGCCACAAGGUGGUAGGGGGCUGCCUGAGCUCCAGGAAGAGGUGAAGUCCAAAGUGUGAACUGUGAUCAAGUGUGGAAUCUCCGUGGCUGCAGAGAAGGCACCUUGGCAGAGGUGCUCUGGGUUGGACCUGGAGGGGUGGGGUGGCUUUUGAUGGAGCUCAGGGCAUUUGAGCAGCAGAGGGAUGGGUCACAGCUGUGUCUCGGAAAGGCCACCUUGGUGGCAGGUGGGAAGGUGAAGGAAGGGGUGAGACUGGAGGCAGAAGGGGUGGGCGGUUGAGAGGGCCUGGCCCUGGGCAGCUAAUGGGGGAGGCAGGGUGGCCUCCCCUGGCUCCGAAUCAAGAACCAUCCGUGAUGCUGAGACUUAGAGAGCAAGGCUGGGGUUGGCAAGGCAGAGCGGGACACGUGGGGCAGGACGGCGUUCUGGGAGAGCCCCUUGU
This is a messenger RNA of Acinonyx jubatus (cheetah), 3848 nucleotides long. RefSeq names its product GTF2I repeat domain containing 1 (gene GTF2IRD1). Gene Ontology annotation, cellular component: nucleus. The transcript is spliced from 27 exons. Gene Ontology annotation, biological process: transcription by RNA polymerase II. The record is from RefSeq and is a predicted model, not a curated record. Lineage: Eukaryota; Metazoa; Chordata; Mammalia; Carnivora; Felidae. Gene Ontology annotation, molecular function: DNA-binding transcription factor activity. Bases 165 to 2999 code for a protein of 944 amino acids.